CGCCCCAAGACCUUGGCUCUCCCUUCCCUCUGGCAGGAAGGAGAGGAAGGGCAAACUGGCUUUGGGAACCAGGUGAGCGCUUUUCUCGGCGAGAACGAGAAACGCCUCCCGCCGCACCACCCUGCCCCCCAGCGCCCACUCCGUUGGGAGGGACAGGAAGUCGAGGGAGUUCCCUCCGGCUGAGUGGCUGGCUUCCCAGUAGUCCGAAGGCCCCGGUGGCCGAGCGUGGGAGGUGCCACACCCCGCCCGGUGUCUCCUGGGAUGCGAGGAGGGAAGCGGCGGCCCAGUUGGACUGGCCUGCCGCAGGCUCGUUCGGGGUCCUCAGGUCGGAGCGCAGCGCGUCCUCGGAUCCCCGCACCCGCAAGCGUCUCCACGGCCCGGGUGUAGUGUGGGGAGUGCGGCUCUAAGGUUGGCCCUUGGCUGGGCACACCUAGUUGUGCCAUCCUCAGCCAAAGCCCACCAGAUCCAUCCUGUAAAGUCACACGCCUGAAUCUUCUUGAUUUGCCAGGAUGAACAGUCAAAAGAAACGAAAAGAUAUGGAACCUGCUUGCACCUGGAGCUUAUUGUCUGAACAGAAAGCUGCUUCAAGUUCUCUGGCUUCAUUUUCAUGGAAGGAGCUUACAGAUUACAGGAAAGUAUUUAGAAAACAUCUAAAAGAAAAAUACCUAAAAAAAGGAGUUGACAAAUGUUAUCACCAUGGCAAGCAUAUAGAGUCACGACUGCUUGUUGUAAAAGAACACUGUAUAUCAGAAAAGCCACCAUGCGGAAUUCCUCAACAAAAUAAUUUUAUUGAGAUGGAACAUAUAUUUGAUCCUGAUGAAGAGGGCUCCAGCUUAUCCCAAACUGUGGUGCUUCAGGGAUGUGCUGGGAUUGGGAAAACAGCUGUGGUGCAUAAGUUCAUGUUUGACUGGGCAGCAGGAAUGGUUACUCCAGGCAGAUUUGACUAUCUCAUCUAUGUAAACUGCAGAGAAAUAAGCCGUUUUGCUAACCUUAGCGCUGCUGACCUGAUCACUAACGCUUUUCAAGAUAUUGACGGACCAAUCCUGGAUGUUAUUCUUGUAUAUCCAGAGAAGCUUCUGUUCAUUCUUGAUGGAUUUCCUGAGCUUCAGUACCCUGUAGGUGACCAGGAAGAGGAUCUUAGUGCCAAUCCCCUGGAGAGGAAGCCAGUAGAGACCCUCUUAUGUAGUUUUGUGAGGAAAAAACUGUUUCCUGAAUCCUCCCUCCUGAUAACUGCCCGGCCUACAACCAUGAAGAAGCUUCACUCUCUGUUAAAACAAGCUACCCAGGCAGAGAUCCUGUGGUUUACAGAUGCUGAAAAGAGAGCAUAUUUCUUGAGUCAGUUUUCAGGUGCUAAUGCUGCAAUGAGAGUUUUUUAUGGUCUGCGAGAAAAUGAAGGCCUUGACAUUAUGUCUUCUCUUCCCAUCAUCUCCUGGAUGAUCUGCAGUGUCCUGCAGUCACAGGGAGAUGGUGACAGGACUCUUAUGAGAUCACUUCAAACCAUGACUGAUGUGUAUCUGUUCUACUUUUCCAAGUGCCUCAAAACCCUUACAGGCAUCUCGGUGUGGAAGGGACAGAGUUGCCUGUGGGGCCUUUGCUCUUUGGCUGCAGAGGGACUGCAGAACCAGCAGGUCCUGUUUGAAAUCAGUGACCUCAGAAGACAUGGGAUAGGAGUGUAUGAUACCAACUGCACUUUUCUCAAUCACUUUUUGAAAAAAGUUGAAGGAGGUGUCAGUGUCUAUACUUUCCUUCACUUCAGUUUCCAAGAGUUCCUGACUGCUGUGUUCUAUGCCCUGAAGAAUGACAGCAGCUGGAUGUUUUUUGAUCAAGUGGGGAAAACGUGGCAAGAAAUAUUCCAGCAAUAUGGGAAAGGAUUUUCAUCAUUAACAAUACAGUUCUUAUUUGGCCUCUUACAUAAAGGAAAGGGAAAGUCUGUGGAAACUACUUUUGGGAGAAAAGUCUCUCCAGGACUUCGAGAGGAGUUAUUGAAGUGGACUGAGAAAGAAAUAAAGGAUAAAUCUUCUAGGUUACAGAUUGAGCCAAUGGACUUGUUUCACUGUUUGUAUGAGAUUCAGGAAGAAGAAUAUGCAAAAAGGAUAAUUGAUGAUUUAGGGUCAAUUAUACUGCUUCAACCUACCUAUACAAAAAUGGACAUUCUGGCUAUGUCAUUCUGUGUAAAAAGCAGUCAUAGUCACCUGUCAGUGUCUCUGAAGUGUCAGCAUCUACUUGGAUUUGAGGAGGAAGAUCAAGCUUCAGCAUUCAUGCCACCAACCUUGACACUUAAUCAGCCCUUCCAGCUGCGUAAUUUGCCAGUCUCUCCACUACACUUGCUCUGCCAAGCACUGCGUAACCCAUACUGUAAAGUCAAAGACCUGAAACUGAUUUUCUGCCACCUCACAGCUUCUUAUGGCAGAGACCUCGCCUUAGUAUUUGAAACCAACCAAUAUCUGACAGAUUUGGAAUUUGUGAAGAAUACCCUGGAAGAUUCCGGAAUGAAGCUUCUGUGUGAAGGAUUAAAACAGCCAAACUGUAUCUUACAGACAUUGAGGUUGUACCGAUGCCUUAUCUCUCCUGCUUCUUGUGGUGCGCUAGCAGCUGUUCUCAGCACCAAUCAGUGGCUCACUGAGCUGGAAUUUAGUGAAACAAAACUGGAAGCUUCAGCUUUGAAAUUGCUCUGUGAAGGCUUAAAAGAUCCAAAUUGCAAAGUACAGAAGCUCAAGUUGUGUGCUAGCUUUCUCCCUGGAAGCUCAGAGACUGUUUGCAGAUAUCUUGCCUCUGUUCUCAUUUGCAAUCCAAGCCUCACUGAGCUGGACCUGAGUGAAAAUCCCCUGGGGGACACAGGGGUGAAGUAUCUUUGUGAGGGUCUCAGACAUUCCAACUGUAAAGUAGAGAAGCUAGACUUGAGCACAUGUUACCUAACAGAUGCUAGCUGUGUGGAGCUCUCUUCUUUCUUGCAAGUGAGUCAGACUUUAAAAGAGCUGUUUGUGUUUGCCAAUGCCCUGGGGGACACAGGAGUACAGCAUCUCUGUGAAGGUCUGCGGCAUGCAAAUGGUAUAAUCGAGAAUCUUGUGCUUUCCGAAUGUUCCCUCUCUGCAGCUUGUUGUGAGUCCCUCGCCCAAGUCCUGAGCUCUACCCGGAGCCUGACAAGGCUGCUUCUCAUUAAUAACAAAAUUGAAGAUUUGGGACUGAAAUUGCUGUGUAAAGGAUUAAAACAGCCUGACUGUCAGUUAAAGGAUCUGGCACUGUGGACCUGUCACCUGACUGGAGAGUGUUGUCAGGAUUUGUGCAAUGCACUGUACACCAAUGAACACCUACGAGUUCUUGACCUCAGUGACAAUGCCUUAGGGGACGAGGGCAUGCAGGUGCUGUGUGAAGGGCUGAAACACCCCUCCUGCAAGCUACAGACCUUGUGGCUAGCAGAAUGUCAUCUCACAGAUGCAUGCUGUGGAGCCCUCGCCUCUGUCCUCAACAGAAAUGAGAACCUAACGUUGCUAGACUUAAGUGGAAAUGACAUUAAGGAUUUCGGAGUUCAAAUGCUGUGUGAUGCACUGAUUCAUCCAAUAUGUAAACUACAAACGUUCUAGCCAACCUUCAAACCCUUGUAAUUUGUCAAUCUACAAGUUGAUAGCAGUGUGCAAUAGUGGCUCAAAAUACAAAAUAAAGGACACACGCACACACAGUAGACACCAUUCACUGACCUCAAAUAAAUUUUGAACAUUAGAGUGUAUAUAAGACAGAUAACACUGAAAUCAAUAGAAAUAUAUACUUGCCCAAGUAAAGUGAGAGGAAACUGUUGAUCAUUUAACGUGGUGGUGGGCUAGAGAGGGCAUAAAUCCAGGAGAGCCUCCUAAAAGGGGAGUCUUGUCUGAGAAUCGGAAAGGCUGAAGGAAGAAGGUUGUUUUCUAAGAGCUGCUUCAGUAUGAGGUCUGAAUCUUAUUCCUCAUUGUAUUUUCCCCAUAAACUUUCUAGUUCAGUGCUUUGCAUUUAGUAAAAGCAUAUAGGAAACCAGUUAUUAAUUUAGAGCAUCUGGGGGCAAGGCAAGGAGACAGUUCAAUAAAGACUAGGUAUCUAGACCUUGAGAAGAUUGAGGGGGAAAAAGAGGUUGUGGCCUCAGAGUGACAAGUGCUCACCUUCACUCAUUCUACAAGCACUUGCUGAAUAUCUGCUAUGUGCUGAGCAAAUGUGCCAGGUGCUGGGAGACAAGAAUGAGUAAGAUGAGAGACGUGAUUCGUACUCUUUAGGGACCAGUGAACUUAGUGGUAGAGACAGGCACAUAAACUUACGAAUGCAGUAGGGUAAUCAUGAAAUCUUAAGGGAACCAUGGCAGGAGACAACUCACCCAGCCCAGGAGGCUCGGGGAAAGAUUCCUGGAGGAAGGGCCACCUGAGUUGAGUCUCGGGACUAUAGCCAGGGAAAUGGGGGUAAGGAUGGAGAAGGGUAGUCCAUGCUCAGGAGAUAGCAUAAGCAAAGGUAGACAGACAAUAAGCAGCAUGUUUUGUGGUACUUGAGGGGGAUAGAGGUGGGAAACCUCUAGGAAGUUCGCUAUUGUUAGAGCAUAAAGUGCAAAGCAGAAUGUGUCAAGAAAUGAGACUGAGGGGGUAGGCAAGGCCUUGUAUGCCAUGUGUGAUUAGUAAGAUCUGUUUGCAGAGUUCCGGGUUCGAAUUCAGUUGUCACCCUUUUCUUUCACAUAUCUGAGUAGUAGUACAUUUGGGGGCCUUUCCUCACCUUUCCAAAACUGGUUCCAAAGAUGGAGCCAGUUUUGCUUCCAAAGCUGGUUGGAGAAUCAGUCCACUGCUACUGCUGUUUCUUACUGCCACGUGGGGCUCAUCUUGAGAACCGAUGAUCCUACCCAGUCCCACAGAAGCUUGGUGACUGGAUGGUGAUACCCUGGCUGGUGUGGAUCCCUCCCAGCCCUGCAGUGCCGUUAUACUUGGACUCCGAGGUUACAUAUAUUUUAGUCCACACCCAAAUGUGCAGUCAUUGUUCUCUAAAGUACCAUAUGUGUCAGAGUGUCUGGGUCUAGAAGAGCUCUUUGAAUCAGCCACAGGUAUGUAUGCGUGAAGCCAGUCCUUGCCCACAAAGAUGUACGCCCCUGAGUUGAGUCAGGAGCCCCACUUAAGCCUUCUUCUUUCUUCAAGAUAUUUUAUUUUUGGUGCCUUGGUGCCUUUCCCAGGCACUGGGCCUUGGUUAAAGCCCCCUAGAUCACCCUGACAAAUGUUCCUAAUUCUAAAUUUGGAAAGAAGGGGUUGAGAGUAGGUGGUCUCUUAACUCCCGGAAGACCUCCAGGCUUCCUAAGCAUAUUGACUUGCCUCUUCUCCAGCAGUGAGUUAUACAUGUCAGGAGGUAAGACAGCUUUUGCUAAGUCAUUCAAAAAAUUCUAAAGUUCUUGUUACACUUCCAUGGCAUUAAAUGUCUACUUACCCUACAAUUGCAUAACUAGCAGGGCUACUCAUUUCACUUUGCUAGAUAAAGAUUAGCUUCUAUCUAUUAAAAACUAAAAACUGUACCUCACUACACACUUGAAAGAGUUUAUACCUUCUUUUGUAGUCAAAUACGUUUUAAUCAGGGAUACACAUGUGGAGUUUGAAGUGCCUGCAGGACAUUGUGGGAAGUUUUCUAGUAGGUAACAGUUGGAUAUAGGAGUGUUUCCUGGAGGUGAUAGCUGAAGCCAUGGCAAUGGAUGAGAUCCUCUAGGGAGAAUGAGAAGAGAAGAACCUCUGAGGAACAUCUCUUGGGAAUUAGACCUGGGCAGUACCAACUUUUAAGAGGUGGGUAUGGAAAGGAAAACCCAUGGAGAAAACCAAGAGAGAAAGGUGUCCUGGAAGCUAUGGAAGAAGUGAGUUUCAAGGAGGAAUUGCUCAACAGUGUCAAAUGCAGCAGAGAUUUCCAAAAUGAUGAGUACUGCAAAGUGUCCUUUGGAUUUACCAAUUAGGAGGCCAUAGGUGACCUUGUCAGGGGCUGUUUAGUGGUGUGAUGGGGCUGGAAACCAGAUUGCAGUGACUUGAGAAGAUGGAAGAUAAAGAAGUGGAGAAGGAGUGGAGACUACUUUUUCAAGAUUUUUGUGAAAAGGAGAAGAAAUGUGGGGUUGUAGGCUGGGGAGGGAUUGUUCGUUUUCUUUUUUGUCUUGUUUUUUUAGGAUAGGCAAAUUUGUAAGCUGAGAGAAAGGAGCCCAAAGAGAGGGAGAGGAUAUAGAUACAGGAUCAGGGACAGAUGGACUCAUGGAGCAGGGCCUUGGACAAUUGCAGGGAGGGAUAGGAGUGAGAGUUCAAGAGGAAGUUAAGCAUUUUCUCUUUUGAGAUCCGAGGCAGGGAGUUAAGGCUGAGGGAGAAGGUAGAUAACUGGAGUGGAUGAAGUAACUGAGUGGUGGUGUGGUGCAAGUGUGAAUAGGAAUCUUAUCCUUAAGAACAGGAAAGAAAGGUACUGAAGGCAUCUGUUGGCUUGACUUGACACAAGUUUCUUUUCAUUUUUCAUAGCAUUGACACGGAUCAUUUACAUGAAGAAACAUUCAGAAAAAUAGAAGCUUUAAAAAUGAGCAAGCCUGGAAUCACCUGGUAGUUUCCAAGGAGAGCCCCUGAAUCAGCUGCAUAUAGACCUCCUCUGUCUGGCACCAUCUCUAACAGUUGUGCAGUAUUCUUGUUCUAAACCUGUUAACCUUUGCUGAGGACGCUCGUGUGAAACAAGCAGCAGUGAUUGCUAUUUCUUACAUAGACCCAUCCACUAAAUAGGAUGUAAAAGGUGGAAGCACCUUAGUUGAAAUGUCUUCAGCAAUAAUACCUUACAUUCUUAUAUUGUGUUAAAAUGUUUACUGUGUUUUUACAAAAACCUUCCAAGGUCGGAAGAUGAGGCUCAGAGAGGUUGUGACGAGCUCCAAGUCACACAGCUCAGUGGGAGAGUUGGGACUAGCAUCCAGCCAGGUUUCUCAAUACUCAGACAGGGCAGGGAAACAAUAGAAAAAAAGACAUGUGAAGGAGUCCACUUAAAGAGACAAGAUACCUGAAAUAAUUAAAGAACAAGAGGGUGGACAAACACAUGUUAUAUAUUAUGGUGCUGAUUUUAAGUAAAACUGUAAUUCACAAAAGAAAGUGAGAGGAAUGAGUUGGGUUAAUAGGUAAAGGCUUCAUCGAGGUGAGACUUAAUGUGGGCAUUGAGAAUGAAUAGGAUUAAGAUGCGGGGAGAUAUACUGGCCAGUGGCUAUAAGACUGCAGGCAAAAGGGCUAUGUUUGUGAGCAGCUCACCAGAAGCACCUAGGGAGAGAGAAAUACUUGCAUUAGAGUUUCUUGAGCUGCCACAAUAUUCAUAUCCUAGGCUCCUGAGGGUGCUCUCCAGUUCCCAGGCUCCACUCCCUUUCUGAACUUUUAAUACCUCCCCCAUGUGUUUGUUCUUGUUCAUACUCUUAUGACUGACUCACUACUCAUCCCUCACAGUGUAUUCCAUAGCCUAGCAUGGAUCCUGCACAACCCCAUGUUUCUAUCUCUGCCUGGCUUCCACAAAACACUAGAUGAGACAAGUGGAGAAAGGGAGUGCCAGGCAAGGAAAAUAGCACAGAGCCUGUGGGACCGACAGAAAAGCAGGCUGACCUGAUUAAGGUGUAGAGCUGUCUCUGGAAGCUACUUACUAGCUGUGUGACCCUGAAUAAGUCACUUGGAUUCUUGGAGCCUCAGUUUUCUAAUCUAUAAAGUGGGGGUAAAUUGACAUUAACCUUGCAGGGCUGUUGUUCCCAGCAUGGUGCCUAUCCCACAGUAGGUACUGAUUAAUGGUAGCUGUAUGUAUGAGUGUGUUUAUAGUUGAGCUGUGUAGUCUUUGAGCCCCCAGACUGUGUAGGCAGUGUGAACUGUGCAUUUGAACUAAAUGUGUGUGCUGGAGGUGGUGAAUCUAGUGGGGGAAGAGACACACAGUGGAAAGUUAUUGCAGGCGAGAGGUCCAGCUCUCCAUGUCCUCAUCUAUCAUCAGGUAUUGUUCCCUGCUGCCCUGGGAGGUGGUAACUCUCAGAGACCCGGUUUGGCCUGAGAAGAAUGGUCAAGGUAGCAGUUUGUUUCCCGUUUUCUCAAGUUCUUCUUUCCCUUUAGUUAUUUAACACUUAUUUAUUGAGGAUUUAUUAUGUGCCAGGUUUUGUGCUAAGUGUUGGCUUUACAGAGGUGAAUAUACCUUUUUCUGUGCACUUUCCUUACUGUGUUCUCUGACUGCCCUGGUCCCUCUGUCAGUCUGGUGAACAUCUGAUAAAAUUCAGUCACGUUAAGGACUCAAAGAUAUAACGUUAAAUGAAAAAUUGCAGAACCCUGUGUAUGUGUGUGUGUGUGCAUGUGUGCGUGUGUGUGCGUGUGUGUGUGCGUGUGUGUGUGUGUCCUGUUUGUGUACAAAAGGAUAAAUAUGCAUGUGUAUGUAUGUGUCCAGGGUAUGUAAGGAAGGAUAUAUACAAGAAAUUGCUAACCGAAGUUACCUCUGGCAAGAGGAAGUUGGCAAGCAGGGGUACUGGGAGAACACGAAAGGAACUUUUCAUUUUCAUCUAUAGCCUUCUGUUUUACUUGUUUUUUACCAUGUGCAUGUAUUACGUUUAUAAUUAAUAAACUUGAUGUUAAAAAUAAAACUUAUUCAUA
Messenger RNA from Delphinapterus leucas (beluga whale), 8591 nucleotides. The record is from RefSeq and is a predicted model, not a curated record. Lineage: Eukaryota; Metazoa; Chordata; Mammalia; Artiodactyla; Monodontidae.